CGGCAUCCUCGGGGUGCCACUGAAGGAGGCGAUGAUCGGCACCUCGCCCGUGCUCGUGCUUUACCUCGCGUACACCGUCAUGGCCGGCGCGUUCACGCUGAAACUCAGCAGCGACUGUGCGUCGUCUGCUCCGGCUCCCGGCGUCCUCGAACCGCCGUCGCCGCCGCCGCCGCCGUCGCCGCCGCCGGGCACGGCCUACGUGAGCUCCGGCGAGACCAACUACUGGGAGAUGGCCAGCGCGGUGGCCCUCGGCGUCGCGAUGAUCUCCAUGUCCUGCACCUCCUUCGCGGCGGUGUACUACAUGGAGGACACCGUCGAGAAUAAGCGAAAAGAGUGCGAGGCGUUUCCCGUGGACGAGGAGGUGGAGGCGCGCGAGAAGAAGGUUCAGGCGAAGAAGCACGCGUACAAGGCCGUGACGUCCUGGAACGCGUUGCCGAAGCUCGACAAGUGCCUCCUCGGCGCGUCGCUCUUCCUCAUGACCCUCGCGUGCCACAUCGCGGGCAACUUUGGCAGCCUCUGCUUUGCCACGUUUUCCGUGACGUGCUCCGUGGCGCUCGCCGACGUGGUGCUGCCCCUCGGGUGGGUCGCCAUCGGGCUGUUCACCGCGGGAUGCCUGACGUUCUACUUCUACGGCAAGGGCGCGUCGAGGCGGGCGCGGAAGGUGCUGGAGGCUGAGUCCAACGCGGACAUGGUGACCGCGGACGCGGUGACCGAGAUUGGCGGCGCGAUCGAGUCGGGCGGGAGGCGCGGUCGAGGCGCGGUGAACGCGGUGGAGCCCGCGGGCACGACCGCGCAGGACCCGGCGAGGCUUCCUGGUGCCGUGACGGAGCAGGUGACUCGGGCGGCGAACUGGUCGGACGACGAGACUCCUCCCGGGAGCGUGAGCAGUUACGGAGAGGAGGAGGACGUGGAGGAGGGCAAGCCGUGGGACCGCAUGUGAAUUUUUAGUGGACGUUAACGGUAGUUAACGAUUAUUGAUCAACGACGUAUCAGUUUG
Molecule: messenger RNA, 997 nt
Organism: Micromonas commoda
Lineage: Eukaryota; Viridiplantae; Chlorophyta; Mamiellophyceae; Mamiellales; Mamiellaceae
Exons: 1
Coding region: 32-940 (302 amino acids)
Source: RefSeq, a predicted model, not a curated record